AUGAACUUGAACAAAAGCAUGCUCCAGGAGCUGUGCCAAUCCAAAGGAUGGGCCUUGCCCAAGUACAGCGGCACCCAGCAAGGCCCCCCUCACCAACCUCGCUUCUCCGCCUCUGUCCUCGUCCAUGGCUUCGCCUUCACCACCAACACUCCACUCUCCUCUAAGAAAGAAGCCGAGUGCUCUGUUGCUGGGUUAGCCUUGGAUUACUUCCAUCAUAACCCACCACCCAAACGCGUCAAGUGCUUCUCUCACGUACCUUCCCUUCCUCCACCUUCACCACCAGGUUUGCUGUGUCUCACAUAUAAGGAGAAUGAGACAUGGAAUGAGACAACUAGCACUGAGGGAAAGAAGGAUACUUAUGAACUGGAGCUAAAGUUCGCAGAAGAGAGAAAGCUUUGGCAGAGAGAAAAGCAUCAGCUUCAACUAAAGAACAUUGAACUGGAGAAUCAGAUUGAUAUGAAAAGGAAAGAGCUGGAGCACUGCCGCAUGAAGCUGCAUCACAUGAAUGAGAAAGCAGAAUCAGAUCAGAAGAAAGCUGAAAAUCUGAUAUCGCUGGCAGAAAAGAGAAAGAGAGAAAAUGAGAAACUUCACUCAGAAAUCAUGGAACUGAAAGACCGCCUCCAAGCCAAACAGGCAGCAAAUGAGGAUUUUGAAGCACAGAUGAAGAUUGAAGCACUUGAACAAACCUUAAAGGAGAAGGAUCAGGAGCUUACUGAUCUGUCAGAAUUUUACAAUGCACUGACUUUCAAGGAGAGAAGCAAUAAUGAUGAGCUGCUGGAUGCCCGUAAAGAGUUAAUUGAUGGACUGAAAGAUAAGUCAAAAAUCUAUAUUGGCGUGAAGACAUUGGGUGACCUUGACUUGAAAGCAUUUCAAGUUGCAGCAAAGAGAAGAUAUACUGCAGUAGAAGCAGAUGAGAGGGCUGUGGAGUUGUGUUCUCAGUGGGAGGGGUAUGUUGGGGAUUCUAAAUGGAACCCAUUCAAGGUUAUUAGGGAUGCGAAAGGAAAAAGAACGGAAAUUAUUGAUGAAGAUGACAAAAAGUUGAAGGAUCUGAAGAGUGAGCUGGGGGAUGAAGUGUAUAAGGUGGUGACAACUUCCUUACUGGAACUUAAUGAACAUAACUCAAGUGGGAGGUACAAGAUACUAGAGCUCUGGAAUUUCAAAGCAGGAAGGAAAGCAACUCUUGCUGAAGGAGUUGCUUACAUCUUGAAGCUAUGGAAUGCGGUUAAGUAUAAAAAGAGGCGAAGAAACUAAGAAGUAUGCCAUAGUCCUAUUGAGGUAGAGCUACGACUAUACCAGCAAUAGGAUUUGCAUGUGCAGCCAAUGACAUACCUUGAGAAUUGUGGACAAUGGCUUCUAUAUCUUAACAGGGUUGUGAAUAAUGGAUUCAAGGCCAGUAGUGAAAUUACUGGAACACCUGGUAGCAUCAGUCUUGAUAUGCGGGCAAGACCUAUUGCGAGGGAGAAGGACAAGA
Messenger RNA from Fragaria vesca subsp. vesca, 1471 nucleotides. RefSeq lists its product as uncharacterized. NCBI's taxonomy places the organism in Eukaryota, Viridiplantae, Streptophyta, Magnoliopsida, Rosales, Rosaceae. The transcript has 9 exons. Bases 1 to 1251 code for a protein of 416 amino acids. Gene Ontology annotation, biological process: gene silencing by siRNA-directed DNA methylation. The record is from RefSeq and is a predicted model, not a curated record.